Messenger RNA from Oncorhynchus kisutch (coho salmon), 6356 nucleotides. It is a transcript of the gene tgfb1a, whose product is annotated as transforming growth factor, beta 1a. Bases 1971 to 3134 code for a protein of 387 amino acids. Gene Ontology annotation, cellular component: extracellular region. The transcript is spliced from 6 exons. The record is from RefSeq and is a predicted model, not a curated record. NCBI's taxonomy places the organism in Eukaryota, Metazoa, Chordata, Actinopteri, Salmoniformes, Salmonidae. Gene Ontology annotation, biological process: regulation of cell population proliferation; transforming growth factor beta receptor signaling pathway. Gene Ontology annotation, molecular function: cytokine activity; transforming growth factor beta receptor binding; growth factor activity.
AAGAGAAAGACAGAGACAGAGACAGAGAGGGGGAGAGAGAGAGGGAGAGAGAGAGACAGAGACAGAGAGGGAGAGAGAGAGAGGGGGGAGAGAGAGAGAGAGAGAACAGGGAGUCUUAGAGUUUAGUGGAACACAAAUAAUUUUGUCACCAGCGAGCUCUGACUUGUAGAGACAGAGACGGUGCUGGUAAAAAGAGAGAGAGAGAGAGAGGGAGGGAAAGAGAGAGAGAGGGAAUAGGGGGAGAGUUAAAUAGAGGGAGGGAGCAACACGCAUGUUCUGACAGAGGACAAGAAAGAGAGAGAGAAACGUUUUCACUCCUAGGGAGAAGCAGUAGAGAGAACAUAGAGAGAGAGAAAGAGAGAGAGGACGUAAAGAACAGGAGAGAUAAACGGACAGAGCAGUGAGGGAAGUGGACAAAAAGAGACCCUGCAAUCUGAUCACUGUGGCAGUGUGUGAAGUGAGAGUUUUUAUCUCUGUCUAACCAGGCUCGGGCUCGUACCAUCACUCACCUUCCCAACCGACGCGCGCUGGUCUGGUCUGUUCAUUUCUUACUUUUCUUUCAUUAACAAAGAGAUCCGUCCUGGUUUUAUGCGUCAAGUCAUUUUCCUAUGGUCAACUAGUGGGGUAUUGUGAACAUCUCUACUCGUCUUUCUGCUCUAGUUUCUAGAAUCUCUGUCCUUGUUGAAACAGGUUCAGUACCUCGGUCCCUACCUUCUCUUUGUUUAGGCACCGUCCAGAGGAACACAGAGCAGGCAGAGCGGUAUGUGUUGUGUGAAGUUACUAGCUGCAGGACAGGGUUUGGCUGUUUGAACAGACUCAAUGACCAGUCCGUUGUGUUGUGUUGUGUGACCAGUCCGUUGUGUUGUGUGACCAGUCCGUUGUGUUGUGUGACCAGUCCGUUGUGUUGUGUGACCAGUCCAUUGUGUUGUGUGACCAGUCCGUUGUGUUGUGUGACCAGUCCAUUGUGUUGUGUGACCAGUCCGUUGUGUUGUGUGACCAGUCCAUUGUGUUGUGUGACCAGUCCGUUGUGUUGUGUGACCAGUCCAUUGUGUUGUGUGACCAGUCCGUUGUGUUGUGUGACCAGUCCGUUGUGUUGUGUGACCAGUCCGUUGUGUUGUGUGACCAGUCCGUUGUGUUGUGUGACCAGUCCGUUGUGUUGUGUGACCGUUGUGACUCUCUGAGACUAUGUGCUGUAAGAGCGUCUGCAUAUAUUAUCCUAGAUUAACACAAGAUUGAAGUUAUACUUAGGUGGAACCAGAUAGAUUUUUUCGCUGCUCUCUGGGGUGGUUGUUUUUGUUGUUGUGGUGACAGUCACUAGAUUCUAGCUGUUCUGUUUGACAACUCUCUCUCCACCUGGUCGUGUUUCAGCAUCGUAGACGUCACUCUCAUUUCUACCGGACUUUUUUUUUUCAUUUAAAAAAGGAAAUCUACUUGAGGCUGAGUCACAAGGCUGUCUGUCUGUCUGGGGUUCUCCCUUCGUGACUCAGAGGAGACUCAGGUGAUUUUCACACCAGUGACAGCAAUAACAGCAGUCACCGCAGCAGUGUGGGGGCAUUAGGCUGAGGGACUCUCUUCAUCACCACAGACCUUUAAUUGUUCUGGUCUGUAAACACCUUGCGUCAGUCACACUUACACUCUGACUGAUUCACUGUUCUCUGAGGGGGGGGGGGAGAGAGAGAGAGAGAGAGAGAGAGACAGAGAGACAGAGAGAGAGAGAGAGAGAGAGAGAGAGAGACACAAAGAGAGAGACAGAGACAGAUAGACACAAAGAGAGAGACAGAGACACAGAGAGAGUGAGAGAGAGAGAGAGAGAGAGAGAGAGGGGGAGAGAGAGAGAGAGAGAGAGAGAGAGAGAGAGAGAAAGAGAGACAGAGAGAGAGAGAGAGAAAGAGAGAGAGAAAGAGAGAGAGAGAGAGAGGGGAAAAAGAGCACUGAAGGAGAAAGGUGUUGAGAAGCAGAACAGACGGACCAUGAGACUGGUGUGUUUGGUCCUUACGUGCCUGGCGGCGCUGUGCUUGGCGGGCAGCGUGAGCAGCAUGUCCACCUGUAAGACUCUAGACCUGGAGCUGGUUAAGAAGAAACGCAUCGAGGCGAUCAGGGGACAGAUCCUCUCCAAGCUGAGGAUGCCCAAGGAGCCGGAGGAGGAGCAGGCGGGAACAGGGAAGGAGAUCCCUGUAGCGUUGCUCUCUCUCUACAACAGCACCGUGGAGCUCACUGAGGAGCAGAAACUACAGCCACACCCCACCACACACACACUGGAGGAGGAGGAGGAGUACUUCGCCAAGGAGGUCCACAAGUUCACCAUGAAGCAGGAUAAGAAUGUCACCAAGCACCAGAUGCUGUUUAACCUGAAUGAGAUGAGGUCCAGCAUUGGGGACUACCAUCUACUCUCCAGCGCUGAGCUCCGCCUGCUCAUCAAAACCACUAACAUCCCGUCUGGCAGUGAGCAGCGCCUGGAGCUUUACAAGGGGCUGGGCGACAGCAGACGAUACCUGGGAUCACGCUUCGUCACCAACAAGUGGAGUGACCGCUGGCUGGCUUUCGACGUCACUGAAACCCUCAAGGAAUGGCUGAAGGGGACCGAGGAAGAGCAGGGCUUUGAGUUGAAGCUGUACUGUGAGUGUGGUAAACCCAUGGAAAAGUUCCUCUUCAGUAUCUCCGGGUUGGACAGCGGGGUACGAGGUGACGUGGCUGGUCUAGCCAAGAACAUGAGGAAGCCUCACAUCUUGGCCAUGUCCAUCCCCCAGAACUACAGCUCACAGCUCACCUCCUCGCGUAAGAAACGGGCCGUCGCUACAGACACAGGGCUGAACACCUGCACAGAUAAAACAGAGAACUGUUGCGUGAGGAAACUCUACAUCGACUUCAGGAAAGAUCUGGGCUGGAAGUGGAUCCACCAGCCGAAAGGUUACCAUGCCAACUACUGCAUGGGCUCAUGCACCUACAUCUGGAAUGCUGAAAACAAAUACUCUCAGAUCCUUGCCCUGUACAAGCACCACAACCCAGGAGCGUCGGCCCAGCCGUGCUGUGUACCCCAGGUCUUGGACCCUCUGCCAAUCCUCUACUACGUAGGGAGACAACACAAGGUGGAACAGUUGUCCAACAUGAUUGUAGAGAGCUGUAAGUGCAGCUAGAAGACAUCGGUCAUAUCUCCUCUAUCUCCUCCUAUCUCCUCUAUCUCCUCCUACCUCCCCAUAUCUCCUCUAUCUCCCCAUAUCUCCUCUAUCUCCCCAUUUCUCCUCUAUCUCCCCAUAUCUCCUCUAUCUCCCCAUAUCUCCUCUAUCUCCCCAUAUCUCCUCCUACCUCCCCAUAUCUCCUCUAUCUCCCCUAUCUCCUCUAUCUCCCCUAUCUCCUCUAUCUCCCCUAUCUCCCCAUAUCUCCUCUAUCUCCUCCUACCUCCCCAUAUCUCCUCUAUCUCCCCAUAUCUCCUCUAUCUCCUCCUAUCUCCUCCUAUCUCCUCCUAUCUCCUCCUAUAUCCUCCUAUAUCCGCUAUAUCCUCCUAUCUCCUUUAAUCUCCUCUAAUCUCCUUUUAUCUCCUCCUUUCUCCUCUAAUCUCCCCCAUCUCCUCCUAUCUCCUCCUAUCUCCUCUUAUCUCCUCCUUUCUCCUCUAAUCUCCUCCUUUCUCCUCUAAUCUCCUCUAAUCUCGUCCUAUCUCCUCAUAUCUCCUCUAUCUCUGCCCCUUCCUUUUCCUCACACACCGAUACGGACACACGGAGAAGGAAUGGAGGGAGGAGAGAGAACUCAGAGAGGAACAAGAGACGAGAUAGAAGGAUUGACUCUGGGAUGGAGGAGUGGAACAAGAGAUGAGAAGAUGAUCAUUUGUGAUCGAUCACAGAACCAGCCUCCUCCCUGAUGGAACAAGACCAGAACUAUGGACAUUUCUGCUUUUUUACAUUUUACACGCUAUAACCUGGAUGAAUAUAGGCUUUACAUUUAAACAAUACGUUUAUCUCAAGGAGUGAAUUAAUUUAUUGUGUUACAUGUAGCAGAGCUGUAUAGUGUAUUACUGUAGAGGCUUAGAGGUGCAGUGGCAUGUGGGGUAGUGAUGGGAGAGACUUUGAGGACAGGGGUUAAAGGUUAUCCGAUACCCCAGAAGAGGUACAGGAGGACUUCAUUGGACCCAGAGAACACCAAUAGGACCAGAAUGAAAUCCUUCAUUUUAAGGGGAACACGUUUUUUUCUAGUAAGGAUGGGCCCAGGACUUUUUUAUAUAACCAACAGUGCCUGUCCAGAACUCACUUGUGCCAGACAUUAGUACGAGGACACCACACGUUUGCACAAAAGCCUAAGGACCUUGUUUAUGUGGGUGAAUCAUUGGGCUGGACCAGGUGUUUCCCAGAAGAGGCUUGAGAAGUGUUACGACAGCGAGCCUCCCUGGCUAGAGAGACUGUUACGGGUCGAUGGCCUCCAGAGAGACUGUUUAUUGGUCGAUGGCCUCCAGAGAGACUGUUUAUUGGUCGAUGGCCUCCAGAGAGACUGUUUAUUGGUCGAUGGCCUACAGGGAGACUGUUUAUUGGUCGAUGGCCUCCAGAGAGAAUGUUUAUUGGUCGAUGGCCUCCAGAGUGACUAUUACUGGUCGAUGGCCUCCAGAGAGUAUGUUUAUUGGUCGAUGGCCUCCAGAGAGACUGUUUAUUGGUCGAUGGCCUCCAGAGAGACUGUUUAUUGGUCGAUGGCCUCCAGAGAAACUGUUUAUUGGUCGAUGGGCUCCAGAGAGACUGUUUAUUGGUCGAUGGCCUCCAGAGAAACUGUUUAUUGGUCGAUGGCCUCCAGAGAGUCUGUUUAUUGGUCGAUGGCCUCCAGAGAGACUGUUUAUUGGUCGAUGGCCUACAGAGAGACUGUUUAUUGGUCGAUGGCCCCCAGAGAGACUGUUACAGGUCGAUGGCCUCCAGAGAGACUGUUACAGGUCGAUGGCCUCCAGAGAGACUGUUUAUUGGUCGAUGGCCUCCAGAGAGACUGUUUAUUGGUCGAUGGCCUCCAGAGAGACUGUUUAUUGGUCGAUGGCCUCCAGAGAGACUGUUUACUGGUUGAUGGCCUCCAGAGAGACUGUUGAUUGGUCGAUGGCCUCCAGAGAGACUGUUUACUGGUCGAUGGCCUCCAGAGAGACUGUUGAUUGGUCGAUGGCCUCCAGAGAGACUGUUUACUGGUCGAUGGCCUCCAGAGAGACUGUUGAUUGGUCGAUGGCCUCCAGAGAGACUGUUUACUGGUCGAUGGCCUCCAGAGAGACUGUUGAUUGGUCAAUGGCCUCCAGAGAGACUGUUUACUGGUCGAUGGCCUCCAGAGAGACUGUUUACUGGUCGAUGGCCUCCAGAGAGACUGUUUACUGGUCGAUGGCCUCCAGAGAGACUGUUGAUUGGUCAAUGGCCUCCAGAGAGACUGUUUACUGGUCGAUGGCCUCCAGAGAGACUGUUGAUUGGUCGAUGGCCUCCAGAGAGACUGUUUAUUUGUCGAUGGCCUCCAGAGAGACUGUUUAUUGGUCGAUGGCCUCCAGAGAGACUGUUGAUUGGUCGAUGGCCUCCAGAGAGACUGUUGAUUGGUCGAUGGCCUCCAGAGAGACUGUUGAUUGGUCGAUGGCCUCCAGAGAGACUGUUGAUUGGUCGAUGGCCUCCCUGGCUAGUAGCACGUAGGUCCUUAAUGUUUCCUCUUUACCGUCCAUCUCUUGCACCUGUUUAUUUAGCUACUAUGUUAUUCUGUUAUUCUAUUAUUCUGUGUGCUGUCAGUUUGUUUCUGUUCCCCUGUCGUAGGUUGUUCAUCAUUCUGUCCGGCUUGUUAUAACAUUGUGUGUGUGUGUGUGUGUGUGUGUGUGUGUGCGCGCGCGUGCUUGGGUGUGUGUGCGUACAUGUGUGUGUAGCGCUGUGUGUGUGUGUGUGUGUAGCGUUGUGUGUGUAUCACAUGCUCUGUGCUGUCAGAGGGAGGAGUAACUGUGGCAGUAUUAGUAGGAUUGGUACGCCCUGCCUUAUGACAUGCGUGUUGUUUUAGAGGGAGAGGGAAUGUGGUUGUGGUGGUGGGGGGGGGGGGGUUUAGAGGAAGCUGGGAGCACCAUGGACCGUCUGUUUACACACUGUUCAUGUGUUGCUGCUUCACGUUGCUAUAAAGUCAAUAUAGACAAUUUAUUGCUUCUAUUUAAAGAUAAAAUAGUCACAUUUCUGCUUGUUAUUGCAGCCCAAAACAUUUUUAUCUGUUGUUGUUGUUGUUGUUGCUCGGUGUGAUGUACUGUUACAUGUUCCAGGUCAUGUGGGAGAGGGAACUCUGCUUCUUUCUCACUUUACAAUAAUUGCACUUACUUUUUUUUCAGUCCUUUUUUUUCAUUUCAACGUAAAUAUCUGAAACCAACUUUAAAUAAACAUUGAUGUUGUUAA